CUAUCCUAUCGGGACAGUCUUCAACAGAUUCUCGGUUUACAUCUCCGAACCAAAUCCGACCCGACUGCCCUCGUCGGAUCGUCGGACAGCACAUUCUCACUCUCACCGAAUCUGUUAUUGGAAUUCACUCAAGGUCAAUUGUUGCCCACACUUCGUCGUUAUCACAGUCGCGUGGGCGAUCCAUCAGAUGAGGUCACUUGGCGUCCAGAAGGUUAUCGUACUUUGACGCGAUCGACUGCUGAACUCUACUGUCGUGAAGUGAUGGACACAGUACUCUGAUCACACUCAUCCGCCGAAUCAACCAACCAGGAUAACACACCACUGAUCGGGUUGUUACCGAAUCUGAUGCGCGUUGGUCGUUUGUUCCUGGAAGGGCUACUCAAAGGUGCAAUGCCCCUGUUCACCACCCUAUUCCGUUAUCGCGGGAUAGAGGUAACCACUUUGUUGCGCAAUACGCAAUCACUCACGCGAUUCUUACAACGUGUUUGCACCCAUGCCAAGGCCUACCGGAAUGCUCGAUUGGCCAAUCAGAUUCCAUCUACACGCCGUUGUCUGGAAACGUUUGUGUAUCGUGUAAAAACCAUGCUGUCACAGAAUCAAUGCGCCGAGGCAUUCUGGCUGGGCACACUGAAGAAUCGUGAUUUGCAUGGUGUCGAAUUGCAAGACGAUUCACUUCUCUCGCGUCGUACCAGCUCCAGUUUGGUCAGUGGAAUCUGUUCACAAACGAGUCGAUCUGGUCGAGGCCGAAGGGGUGGUCGAGCUGGGGGGCCUGGUCGAAAACGUCCGACUCGUCGUCAAAAUGACGAUGUGAGCGGUAAUGGACGGACAGAUUUAAAUAGCGAUUCGGAUAGUUCUGACACAAGUGUUCACCGCCCUAGUAGUGGUCGGAGUGGUUUACAUCAACCGGAAGAAGAAUCAUCAGUGCGUGAUGUUUCGGUACGUCUUAAUCGAAUCACAGAUGAUAUGAUGCGAGACCAAGCGGUUGUGGAUCGUGAAGAUGAAGUUGAAGACGCUUCAGAGGAUGAGGAUUCGUCCGAAGGUCCAGUCGAUGAAGCUGAUGUGGAAACUGUCGCGGAUGACGAUGAGGAAAACGAGAUGGGCGAAGAGGCAGAGGAGGAAGAGGAGGAGGAGGAGGACCUUGUGAUCGAUGAAGAGGAUGCCGAGGAUGUCCUAGUGGAACCGAGUGACGAGGAAGAAUACUGA
Molecule: messenger RNA, 1203 nt
Organism: Echinostoma caproni
Lineage: Eukaryota; Metazoa; Platyhelminthes; Trematoda; Plagiorchiida; Echinostomatidae
Source: the annotation of a GenBank genome assembly